Messenger RNA from Calliphora vicina (urban bluebottle blowfly), 2052 nucleotides. It is a transcript of the gene Ice2, whose product is annotated as Interacts with the C terminus of ELL 2. Lineage: Eukaryota; Metazoa; Arthropoda; Insecta; Diptera; Calliphoridae. The record is from RefSeq and is a predicted model, not a curated record. Bases 55 to 2037 code for a protein of 660 amino acids. Gene Ontology annotation, cellular component: transcription elongation factor complex. The transcript has a single exon. Gene Ontology annotation, biological process: positive regulation of transcription by RNA polymerase III; snRNA transcription by RNA polymerase II; snRNA transcription by RNA polymerase III.
CAAACGUAAUUUAUUUACAUUUUAAAAAAAAAAUUAUUUAUUGUUGAAUUAAAAAUGUCGAAUUUGGAUUAUCCUAUUUAUAAAGGAAACGCUAUAUUUCGGGAACAACCUAAUCAUUCAUUUUUCGAUAAACCAUUCGAAGACGAACAGGACUGUUUAUUUCAGUGUCUCAAUGAAAUAGACCCACAUUUUUUGAAACCCCAGCAACAGGCAGAACAUCUUACUGUAAGCAAUAUUACGGUAACAGAUCCUCGCACAAAUAAAUCCAUAACACAGCUGAGUUACGACCACACCCGGGAAGAGCAAACAAAAAAAUUUCCUUCGCCAAAACGGUCAAUGAUGACUGAAAAACAACAUGAAUUGGGCGUGCGAGUUUUAAGUGCCCUGCAACAGCGUCUGGAGGUUGAAGAAGAGGACAUGUACAAUUGGUAUAGAUUGCAAAAAAUUAGGCUUAAGGAAAAGCAAUAUUUUCAAAAGUUUGUCUAUGAAUUUAGCCAAAGUAGCAAAGAACAAAUGUAUGCACCCUGUCGCAAGCUGUUGGAAUUGUAUCAAAAGUGGUAUAAAACCAAAAUGUUAAAAUUAAUGAAAAGCUAUCCGCCAGAGUCUUACAACACACAUUUGGGUUUACCUCAAGUAAGACAAUGUAAAAACAUUUUGAGUGAGCAGCAAGUGCAGAUAACAAAUCAAGAAGUUGUUAACACAAUAGGAGAGGAAUGCAGUUGGCAUGAUGAUGUAAAACAGAAAUUUAAAAAUUUAAAUUACUCUAUUGGCUCUUAUACCGAAAUAUACCUGAAUUCUGAGGAUUUAAAAGAGUCUUUAGAAGAUAAUUUAAAAACACAAUUUAAAAAUUAUGCUGAACAAGAAUUAGCAGAAUGUUCUCAAUUGUAUAUACCUUUGGAAUCAUUGUUAUUUUUAAUCACAGCUGGUGACUAUAUAGAUAUGCCCUCGGAAAUGUUGUUAACUAUUCAAGAAACUGAAAUUGUAGACAAUGAUAAUAAAAAAUAUAUAAUUAUGGAUCAACCCUUGCCCUCGAGGCAGGUCGGCUGGCAUAGCUAUCAACAAAUGGUGCAACAAGCAGCUAUAGCAAUGCUAUCUGUUAAACAAAAAGAAACUCUAGAAAAUGUACAAACGAAUGUAAGUAUAGAAAAUUCCAAAAACUUUAAGGUUUCAACCGUACAAGAUUUUAUGCAAAAAUCUACUUUAACUGCGGACAAACUUUGUAAAUUUUCCAAAACUUUAACUAAAUGGCAAUUGGGUACUUUAGAAGACAACCCAUUACUAGAAAUUUAUACCUCUCUGGAUUCACACACAAAAAAUAAAGAUUUUUCACUUAAAUUAGAAUUCAAACCAAGUUAUGGUUGUGAAAUAUUAACAAAAUAUGACCUACUUAAGGAAUGGUUUAAACUUAAACUAUUACAAAAAACAAAAAGCAACAGCCUCCGUUUGGAUGUUACAAAUUAUCAAAUUUUACUUGAAGAAUCUUUGGACAUUAACAAACUAGAGGAAUACUUAUCUUUUUAUCAUAUAAAUUGCCAACAAUUGAUAAACAACCUGUAUGAAUUUCUAAAAAUGUUACACAACAUGCCCACGGGCCAUUAUAUGUUGCGCUACAAUCCCAAAUUCAAGGACAAACUUAUGCUGUGUAAACCUUCUCAAGAAAUCACGCAAAAUACUAUAAAUCUGCAUCAGCUGCUGCAAACUGAUGUCACUGACAUACAAUUUAUGACGGAAGUGAAUUUUCUUACCAUUGAUGAAAACCUUUGCAGUUUAAUGCACUUUCAACAUAAGAUUUUACCUGCAGCAUUUUGCCCUCGUGCAGACACCCGAAAAGCAAACAAUAAUGGUAGUGGUUUUGUGUCAAAGCAGAAAAAACCAAUAGUACCACCCAAAGAUGCGAAGAAACCACCUAUAAACAAGACCAAAAUGAAGAGAAUUAGAAAGAGAAAACGUAUUAUUGAUACCAUCAAAGCUAAGAAUGAGGAGAUGAAAGAAAUGAGGCAGGAAAUGGAAUUGGACCGUAAAAUGUUAAAUAUUUGAAAAUCUGUAAUAAAA